Molecule: messenger RNA, 1077 nt
Organism: Alternaria atra
Lineage: Eukaryota; Fungi; Ascomycota; Dothideomycetes; Pleosporales; Pleosporaceae
Exons: 3
Coding region: 1-1077 (358 amino acids)
Molecular function (GO): hydrolase activity, acting on carbon-nitrogen (but not peptide) bonds, in linear amidines
Source: RefSeq, a predicted model, not a curated record
AUGUCUAUCCUCACACGGAAUACCGCCCGUUGGACUUUCCGAACUCUCCGUCCCACGAUUCCGUUUCGAAGCACCUCUCUCACAAGAACAUACUCCAUCUCCGCGAACUCGCCCUUGGCAGAACACUUCAAAGUGAAUGGAGACCGCUUAUGGGAGGAUAUUCACUACACAGCGCAAUGGAGCGCGCCGUCUCCUGGUGGUAUCACCCGCCUUUGUGCAGAUGAAAACGAUAAGAAAGCGAGAGACUGGUUCCGCGAACAAGUCCUGGCACUCGGAGCUGACUACAAAUUCAAUGCCACUGGAACGCAAUUUGCGCUGGUGACCGGCGAAGAUAACAGCAUCCCGCCUAUUGCCAUGGGAUCGCACCUGGAUAGUGUCGCUACAGGUGGUAAAUUUGACGGGCCGUUAGGUGUCAUUGGUGGUCUCGAGGUCCUCCGCUCGAUGCAAGAACAGGGCGUGAAGACUCGUGCGCCGCUUGUACUCAUUAACUGGACCAACGAGGAAGGUGCACGAUUCUUCCCGCCAUUGGGGAGCUCAUCCGUUUAUGCUGGUCAAAACACGGUUGAGGCUGCGCAUGCUUCAACAUCGAACGACCACUCAGGCCUCACGAUGGGUGGGGAGCUGACCAAGAUCGGAUACGUUGGUGAUGGGCCAAACGCUUUCGAAGAGUUUCCCAUUAGUGCUCAUUCCGAAAUACACGUGGAGCAAGCAACAGAUCUUGAGAAAGCCGGUAAACCAGUUGGCUGGGUCGAAGGGUGGCAGGGCAUGACCUGGUAUUCCCUACACCUCAAGGGUGAGGAUGGCCAUGCGAACACGUACCCGAUGUAUGGUCGCAGAGACACGCUGGUGGGUGCCGCAAACAUCAUCACGGCAGUCCAUGAACUGGCAUAUAAGCACAAUGGUCGAUCAACGGUGACCAACAUCCUGAGCGGCCCUUGGGGCGCAUGUAACAUCCAAAGCUCCACCAAAGUUUCGUUUUGCCUGAUGAACUGGGAAGCAACAGGUCUUGAAGACAUGGGUGCUGAUAUCGAAAAACAGAUCAAAGGCGUCGCAUCAAGACACGGCUUAGAAUUGUAG